This is a messenger RNA of Macroventuria anomochaeta, 1014 nucleotides long. RefSeq lists its product as uncharacterized. Lineage: Eukaryota; Fungi; Ascomycota; Dothideomycetes; Pleosporales; Didymellaceae. Gene Ontology annotation, biological process: vacuolar acidification. The transcript has 5 exons. The coding region runs from base 1 to 804 and encodes 267 amino acids. Gene Ontology annotation, cellular component: fungal-type vacuole membrane; vacuolar proton-transporting V-type ATPase complex. Gene Ontology annotation, molecular function: proton-transporting ATPase activity, rotational mechanism. The record is from RefSeq and is a predicted model, not a curated record.
AUGUCUGGCAGCGGGGCCAGGGAAGCAGUCUUCCCCACGCGCCAGUCGCUGGGGUUGAUGAAGACGAAGCUCAAGGCCGCCCAGCAGGGGCACGAUCUGCUGAAGAGGAAGAGUGAGGCCUUGACAAAACGUUUCCGAGAAAUCACACGCCGGAUCGAUGAGGCCAAGCGCAAGAUGGGCAGGGUCAUGCAAGUGGCCGCCUUCUCCCUCGCCGAAGUCUCAUACGCCGUUGGCGGUGAUAUCGGCUACCAGAUCCAAGAGUCAGCCAAGCAAGCACGGUUCCGUGUACGAACCAAGCAGGAGAACGUCUCUGGUGUCUUCCUGCCUCAGUUUGAAAGCUUCACAGUCGAGGCCAACAACGACUUCGCACUGACAGGUCUGGGUAAGGGUGGACAGCAGAUCCAAAGGUGUAGAGAGACAUAUGCGCGCGCAGUGGAGACACUAGUGGAGCUUGCAAGUCUGCAGACUGCUUUCGUCAUUCUGGACGAGGUCAUCAAGGUGGUCAACCGCCGUGUUAACGCCAUUGAGCACGUCAUCAUUCCCAGAACCGAGAACACAAUCAAGUACAUCAACUCCGAGCUCGACGAACUGGACCGAGAGGAAUUCUACCGCCUGAAGAAAGUGUCCGCGAAGAAAAAGGGAGAUGCUGCCGCUGAAGAGGCCAUAAGACAGGAGAAGAAAGCCGCAGAGGCGGCCAAUGAAGAGGGUGAGCCCAAAGAGGGUGAGCCCAAAAAGGCUGCAGAGGAAGUGACCGAGAGCAAAGACCUGCUGGGCGACGAGGACAACCAGGACGUCAUUUUCUAAGCAUUUCUCCAUAGUUAUCAGAGACGCUCAGCCGUUGGCGGUUUUCAGUGCAUCUCAAAUCCUGCCAAUCUGAACACAAGAUGAUUGCACACCACAUAGAGCGCAAACACAACAAGCAGCGACAGUCUUGCAUUUUGACCGUCCAUGUAUAAUCUAAACAAGGUAUCAUAAACAUCAUUACCCCUCUUUCACCAUCUCCAAUCUUGACCC